AUGAGCGACCAUGAAGACACAGGUGCACCAGCUUCAAAUGCAAUGGUUCAGGCCAAAAAGGAUCGACCAGCGCGUAAACAAGUCAAGCCAGGCCAAGUGACAAAGAAUGAAGUUGUGCAGAGCGGAAAGGAGUACAAUAUCUGGUAUAAUAAAUGGGCUGGCGGAGAUCGCGAGGACGCUUAUUCCAACAAAGUCAAAUCUCAGACGAGAUGUAACAUUCGAACGGAUACUGGAUGGACGAGAGCCGAGAAAACUGGCAUGAAAUACUGCUGCCUCUAUUUUGCGCGAGGGUGCUGCCCUUAUGGGUACGAGUGCAACUAUCGACAUCGACUCCCAGAUCCUACGCAAACACUUCCGGAUACAGCGAAGGACUGUUUCGCGCGUGACAAGUUUGCAGACUAUCGCGAUGACAUGGGCGGUGUUGGAUCCUUCCAGCGAGAGAACAGGACACUGUAUAUUGGCCGAAUAAAGGAGACAGGUCCAGGCCCAGACACUGAAGAGGUCGUCAGGCGGCACUUUUCAGAAUGGGGGGAGAUUGACAGAUUGCGCGUACUUCAAUAUCGCGGAAUUGCAUUUGUGACCUAUGUUCACGAGGUGAAUGCUCAAUUUGCACGAGAAGCAAUGGCGUGUCAAAGUAUGGAUAACGACGAAAUUCUCAAUGUCCGAUGGGCUACUGAAGAUCCGAAUCCGACCACAAAGGUCAUCGAAAAGCGAAGACUCGAGGAGAUUGGGAGUGCCGUUAUCGCCACCAAGCUAGACCCACGGAUGGUGGAUGCCAUGCGAGCUGUACGUGCUUUGGAGGAUGGUGAUGACUUGGAAGAGAACGAGGAAUUACCGGAGUCUGUCGAGGAGCCCCCUAGUAAAAAGCGCAAAAUGGAGGAAGUGGAGCAACCCGCCAACAUGGAAAUACAUCAACCACCGCCACAGAACGGGAUAAUAAGUGCAGAGGCACUACAGGGUAUCAAGGCCCUGGCGGAGAUGCGAAACAAGCGUUUGGGAGGCCCUCCUGCUGUUCCUAAGCCUGGUCUAAAAGGUCUCGCCGCCUACGGUAGCGAUGACGAGGACGAUGAUUAG
Serendipita indica DSM 11827 is the source of this 1074-nucleotide messenger RNA. The record is from the annotation of a GenBank genome assembly. NCBI's taxonomy places the organism in Eukaryota, Fungi, Basidiomycota, Agaricomycetes, Sebacinales, Serendipitaceae.